AUGGAAAAUGACUUCCACUUGCUUCCCCGACAGAUCUGGGCGAAUCCAACACCGACUACGACAAAGGUUUAUUCGCCCGGCUGUACGCCUGUUGUCUUGCCCAGUAAUGGACUCGUGUAUCUCAACAAGUCAUUUGCUAUUACCCUCAGUGAAAACGCCAUCUUCGAGCCUGUCUGCACAGGCUCCCUAACCGACGAGGUUCACAUCAACGCCGUCCUCGAUACUCGCGAUCCAUUCUAUUCCUCCAUUACCCCACAACUAUAUGCCAUCGGCUGUGCUACGGUCGUUAGCUAUCUCCUCGUCAUCAUCCUUCUCAUCACCCCGCGCACAUUCUACGUCGGUGGCCCCGGUGGCGGUGCCAAUUUCCUCGGCCGCCAUGGGAUGAUCAGCGGCUCAUAUAGCGGGAACUCGUCGGUGGUCGGAGUCGGCGGACGACCAUGGCUACAGAAAGUGGCUGCGAUCUUGGUUGCCAUCUCGCUGACUAUCGCCACGGUCGAUUCCUUCCGAGUCGCCGAGCGGCAGUAUGACUAUGGGUUUUCCGAUGCGGAGGCGCUUUCCCAGGAGGUUAUUGAUGGAAUGGAAAUACGCAUCGUGCGCGUCAUAUCAAGCACGUUUCUGUGGCUUGCGCAGGUUCAGACGUUGAUUCGAUUGUUUCCGCGACAUAAGGAAAAAGUCAUGAUCAAAUGGGCUGGGUUUGCGUUGAUUGUGCUGGAUACAACUUUUAGUAUUUUGGAUAAUUUUCUUGCGAGGACGUCUCCGACACGACCCAGGUUAUACGAGGAUGCUAUUCCUGCUCUGAGCUACCUGUUCGAGCUGUCACUUAACCUUCUCUAUGCCGCCUGGGUGAUUUUCUACUCGAUAUCCAAGCACCGAUACGCGUUUUUCCACCCCAAGAUGCGGAAUAUCUGCUUAGUGGCUCUUCUUUCGCUAUGCGCCAUUUUGAUACCCGUCGUCUUUUUUGUUUUGGAUAUUGCCAAGCCGGAAAUUGCUGGCUGGGGUACCUAUAUUCGAUGGGUUGGCUCUGCCGCGGCCAGUGUGGUAGUUUGGGAGUGGGUGGAACGCAUUGAAGCGCUGGAACGAGAUGAAACAAAAGACGGGAUUCUGGGACGAGAGGUUUUCGACGGCGAUGAAAUGCUUGAAGUCACUCCGUCCGAGGAAGUUGACUGGCCACGUUUCUCGGCCCAAGGACACGACCAAGGUGGCGGCAAUGGCGCAUCGUCUGGAUGGGCCGGCGUGAUGGGUUUAGCCCAUCGACCUCUACGAGCCCGGGCUGGAUUACCCCGCGGCAAUCGAAACAAAAGAGCCGGAGCACCACCAUAUAACCAAGCAGCUACGUCGGCGCCGCGGGGCCCAACCGAUAACCGGCCCACUCCACCCCCAGCGGCGAUCACACCGAUCAGCCGUGCUGAUACUACUAGUGCAGCAAGCACGGUGUACAAUGUCCGGUAUCAUUCAGUGGCUAGCCCUACGCCUCCCGCCGCAAUGCCAAAUAUGCACGAGGAGGAGGAAUUGGACGAAGCCAAGGAAUUGGAAGGCAGGGAGCCACAUACUCCUGGUACAAAUGGUCAUGCUCUCUCUGCUCAAAAUACCCGAGAGCAAUCCCCGCAGAUAGUACAAGCCGACCCGCGAUGGCAUGUUCUCCUACACCCAUUCAAGAGACGACGUGCAUCUCUGCCGAAAGAAGUGGCAUCUGCACAAGCCGGAGAAGAAUUUCCCGAACACAGGCAAUCUGCUGCAGCGGAAGAGGCCGAGGCAGAAACAAAUGCUGCCCGGUCUCGAGCCGAUCACUUCUUUUCUCUCCAUCGGAAUGUCCGACUGGGCACCGGACCACAAAACGUCGCCGGUUCAUUACCAGUCACCGUUAUUCCAGCACGUCGCCGCGGUCAGCACACAUGGUCACCGCAAAACCGACUCCUGGAGGACACCCGGCCACCGGGAGAGAGCCGGCCGAUAGAACACGUUCAACAUCACGAAACGCCCUCCAGUCGUCCCAAUUUACCUGUACGGGUGAUUCCUUCUCGACCACAAGCGUUUUCUCCAUGGACGGAGGCAGAUGUAGAGCGAGGAGGCGGGGAUUAUGUUCUACACUAUGACCCGGAAGCAGCGGCGCUGAUCAACGAGGAUGUCAGCCAUUUGGAUCGCAACGACCAGGUUUCAAAUUACCAACAAAGCUGGACAGAUACGACCUACUCGGAGGAAAGAAAUGAUGUGUCAGCGGAACAAGCAGGGCCGUCCGAUGCCGAAGCCCACCCCGAGCACGGGCCUUCUAACGAACAGCAUGGCAAGUCUUCAUAA
Molecule: messenger RNA, 2295 nt
Organism: Penicillium samsonianum
Lineage: Eukaryota; Fungi; Ascomycota; Eurotiomycetes; Eurotiales; Aspergillaceae
Product: PalH/RIM21 family protein
Exons: 2
Coding region: 1-2295 (764 amino acids)
Biological process (GO): cellular response to pH
Cellular component (GO): plasma membrane
Source: RefSeq, a predicted model, not a curated record